CCAAUCGCGUAUCACGAAAAAUCUAGCACCAAAUUUGUAUUUUUGUACACGAGCUACUUCUUCUUCGAGGUUUUCAAAGAUGAUGGAUGCUCUGUCGGUGGUGAGCCAGCUGCGGGACCUGGCCUCUGAACCGCAGAACCGAGAGGUGAUUGUCCAGGAUCAGGGCUGUCUCCCCGGGCUGGUUCUCUUCCUGGACCACCAGAGCCCAGAGGUGCUCCUUGCAACCCUUCAGACCCUGCGGUACUUGGCUGAGUUGUCCCCCAACAUCCCCACCAUGAAGAAUGAACUGGGUAUGAUGGUGAGCUUGGAGAAUCUCACUGGGAGGGAGAACCUGUCUGUUGACAUCACAGCGUUGGCUCAGGAGGUGUUUGACAUUCUGAGCGCACCUGCUAAUCCUGUGCCGCGUACACCUGAGAGGCAGAGGAGUAAGAAAUCCCAGUUCUUUAUCAACUCCAGCAACAAAAAGGCCAAGUCUGUCACUCUGCACAUCCAGGGGCUGGACAGCACUGACCAGCGAGGCUUGUGUGAGGAGGCCCUUCUGAAGGUUAGAGGAGUGAUCAGCUUCACCUUCCAGAUGGCAUCUAAGAGAUGCACCGUCCGCAUCCGUUCAGACCUGCCCACUGAGAGUCUGGCAUCGGCCAUCGCUGCCACGAAGGUGUUGUCGGCCCAACAGGUGGUGAAGAAUGAGGCAGGAGAAGAGGUGUUAAUCCCUCUGAACCCAUCUGGAGUGAAAGUUCAGCAAAACUCAGCUUUACCAGACUACCUCCCAGAGGAGGAGGAGAGCCCGGAGAGGGAAGUCGACAGAGCAAUUUCCCGCACGACAGCAAAGGAAGAUUCAAACGGAAGCUGGCUCAACGCCGCUGCUAGUUUCCUCACCAAAACGUUCUACUGGUGAAACUGACGCAGUUUGAUUCCUUCAAACCCAGCUACGCAAAAAUUGCGUAAAAGACUAGAGCUGCUGUGUAUGUUACUGGAGUGGACAUUACUGGAUGUUAGCACACCAAAACCCCACACUGUGGCUUUGUGUGUAUCGUCUGAACUUGAUAAAAUUUCCGUCAGUUCUUUUGGAAAAAACACAAAUUAUCAACUUGUGCAAAAGCACUUCUGACUUCAUCUGUUUGGUUGAAUCGAGGCACACACACUUGAAAAAUAUAUUUUGUCUCUGGACUUACAUGAUGCUGUUUUCUAUCAACUAUUCUCAUUCAGUGUAAAUAUUUUCUUUGUCUUUCCUUUUUGGUCAAACUGUCCAUCUUCCCUCUACAUGUAAAAAAAGUUUAAAGAUUUUACUUUUCUGUACACUUAGAAAAGUAUUUUCAGUAUAUCCUGCUGUUUGUUGGUGGUUUUGGUUUAUACUAAAAUAAAUGU
Messenger RNA from Plectropomus leopardus (leopard coralgrouper), 1365 nucleotides. RefSeq names its product armadillo repeat containing 1, like (gene armc1l). The record is from RefSeq and is a predicted model, not a curated record. Gene Ontology annotation, molecular function: protein binding; metal ion binding. NCBI's taxonomy places the organism in Eukaryota, Metazoa, Chordata, Actinopteri, Perciformes, Serranidae.